AUGCAUUUUAUUAAUGCUUGCUCUGUCAUCUUCAGUUCACUUCUCGCUACUGGCUCCCGGGCCUGGUUGCCUGGUGAGCACCACCAAAUUCUUUCUCAAGACGGUGUCAAUCUGUUCAGCCGCGGUAGCCUUCACCAGGCAGGACUGUUGACGAAAAGAUACCUCCCCAACAACUACGGAAACGACAAGAACUCCAUCCGCGGGAUUAAUCUGGGGUCCCUUUUCAUUAUCGAGAACUGGUUAGCCAACGACGUCUUCGCUAGCUGGGGGUGCAAUUCGACUUCAGAAUUUGACUGCGUCUCGUCUUUGCAUGACCAAGACAAAGCGAACCGCCUCUUUCAAAAUCACUGGCGGUCAUGGAUCACUGAAGAAGAUUUUCGACAAAUGGUAUCGUACGGCUUGAAUACGGUCCGGAUCCCGGUCGGCUAUUGGUUUCUCGAAAGUAUAGUUGAUGAUAAAAGCGAGCACUUUGCCCAAGGAGGAGAACCGUACCUCGAUCGAGUUGUCGGCUGGGCCAAAGAUGCCGGUCUCUACGUAAUUAUCAGCCUACAUGGAGCCCCCGGCGCUCAAGUAACCGACCCAUUUACUGGUCAGCUGAACUCAGAUCCCGGGUUUUACCACGAGUAUAACUACGAUCGGGCUUAUCGUUGGCUAGAGUGGAUAACGGACAAGAUCCACACCAAUCCCGCAUAUUCGACUGUCGGUAUGUUGGAGUUGGUCAAUGAACCCGAACGCAUCAAGAGCACCGCCAAAUACCCCGACGCAUGGGCGAAUUCGCACAGUAUGCGGCAGACAUAUUACCCAACAGCGUGGUCCAGAAUUCGAGCCAAAGAGUCCACUCUUAAUGUGACUUCCGACGCACAACUGUCCAUUAUGAUGAUGGAUGAAAAAUGGGGAUCAGGCGAUCCGAAUCAAUAUUUGCCUCGUAAUCCCCACCUUGCCGCUUACGAUGACCAUGCUUAUAUCAAGUACGCCGGCGUGGCCGAGAACAAAGAUGCCUAUCUUCAAUUCUCCUGCAACUACAGCAGAUCCGGUGACAGCAACCCAAUCGUGGUCGGAGAGUGGUCGCUCUCGGUUGCGACCAAUAUCGAGUCGACCGGGAACUGGGAUCCGACUAGGGACGAGAACAAGGACUUUUACCGCAAAUACUGGGCCUCCCAGGUCAUGUCUUAUGAGACUGCUGCGCAAGGCUGGGUCUUCUGGACGUGGAAAACGACAGGAACGCUCAACGACCCGCGUUGGGAUUAUCAGAAGGCCGUUGCUGCCGGGAUCAUCGACACAAAUAUCGAUAACGCAUAUAGCCUGGACAUUUGCAGGAAGGAAAAUGAGGACAGCGGCUCGAGCAGCAGGAAUGGAGCUUCGAUCAUGUUGACAUUUGUCACAGCUAUUAUUUUAGUGAUCUCGUUUUGCAUUCAUUGA
Messenger RNA from Rhinocladiella mackenziei CBS 650.93, 1419 nucleotides. RefSeq lists its product as uncharacterized. Bases 1 to 1419 code for a protein of 472 amino acids. Gene Ontology annotation, molecular function: beta-glucosidase activity. Gene Ontology annotation, biological process: glucan catabolic process. The record is from RefSeq and is a predicted model, not a curated record. The transcript has 4 exons. Gene Ontology annotation, cellular component: cell surface; extracellular region. NCBI's taxonomy places the organism in Eukaryota, Fungi, Ascomycota, Eurotiomycetes, Chaetothyriales, Herpotrichiellaceae.